CAGCUCGGGACUUUUAAUUCUAACAAUAAAAACAUUCAUCUAGGGGCGUGGCUUUACUACAGCGCAGUUUUACGCAGCUGCGAUCAAUCGCAUUAAAUAGGCUAGUCGUGCAAGUGCGACUUUUCUACUUAUAGUGUAAGACAGCGUUUGAUGUGUGUGUUAAAAUGUCACCUCGUAUUACAAGAGCAAACUCAAGAAAUGCGUUGCUCGACGACAAAGCCUCUGCUGUGCCUUAUUUUCUUAGAUCGAGGGUGCCAUUAGGAAAUGCAUCUAAUGUUAUCGGGCAAAGUAAGGCCGCUGAUAAAUUACCAAAGUUUCCUAAACAGAAAGAGAAGACCGCGCGCUUGAAAAAAGAACGCACAAAAGCCAAAGCUCCUUUACCAGAGAAGAAUGAGAAUAUCUCUGUGGUUUGUGAAACAGUCAAGCAGCCAGUUCCACACACAGCCGAAACGGUUGAUGUUUCUCAGGACUCAAAGAGACAGGGUACUGCUGCUCAAGCUUUCUCCAGUUUGUUGCUUGACAUCCAAGAUGUGGAUUCUGCUGAUGCCGUUGAUGCUCAGAUGUGCAGUGAAUAUGUGCGGGAUAUCUACAGUUAUUUACAACAGCUCGAGGUUACUAUGGCCAUCAGACCAUGUUACCUGGAGGGCCAAGAGAUCACCGGUGCGAUGCGAGCUGUUGCUAUCGACUGGCUCAUGCAGGUGCAGGGAGAGUUUAAGCUUCGGCAGGAGACCAUGUUUAUGACCGUCAACCUUAUCGACAGCUUUCUUCAGAACACUGCUGUUCCCAAAAAGUACUUUCAAUUGGUCUGUGUGACUGCAAUGCUGAUUGCUUCCAAGUAUGAAGAGAUCUACCCGCCCACAAUGGGGGACUUCGCAUUUGUGACGGAUGGCACCUACACCUGUGAAGACAUGCGCAAAAUGGAGAAAAUCAUUCUAAAGAAGUUAAAUUACAGCGUUGGAAAGCCAGUCGCCCCUCACUUUAUGCAGAGGGCAUGCAAGGUUGGCCAGGCUGGUCCGAGGGAGCAGGAGUUGGCCACGUUUCUUAUGGAGCUUGCUGUGCUGGAUUAUGACCUGGUCCACAUUCCUCCAUCUCUCAUCGCGGCCGCUGCGUAUGCAGCUUCUCUGAGAAUCCUUGGCUCUGGGGAAUGGAGCUCCGUUUUGCAGCAUUACACGGGGUACAAGGAGGAAACUUUAGCUCCAGUGAUGCAGGAUAUUGUACGCAUGCUGGAAAAAGUUACUGAAGAAUCCAAGUGGCAGGAAAUGAAGAGCAGGUAUGCAAAAGUGUCUACAAGUGUCUGUGGAGUUGGUGCCAAAUGCGUCUCGAGUGAGAAUGUGGCAAAGCUUCUACACUAAGACCUGUUUGAGUUUUAGGGCACUUGCAGAACAUAUUACUUACGGCACUUAGGGUUAACAGUUUUUAUCAAUAUUAAGUACUUUUAACUUUAUACAUUUUAACCCCCAUUCUGUUUUAUGAAAUGGAAUGUGUAUUCUGUCAAGAUAUGUGUGCGAUCUAAAUUGAUGUAUUUAAGUGUC
Messenger RNA from Triplophysa dalaica, 1532 nucleotides. Its product is annotated as G2/mitotic-specific cyclin-B1-like. Gene Ontology annotation, molecular function: cyclin-dependent protein serine/threonine kinase regulator activity. Gene Ontology annotation, cellular component: mitochondrial matrix; cyclin B1-CDK1 complex; cytoplasm. NCBI's taxonomy places the organism in Eukaryota, Metazoa, Chordata, Actinopteri, Cypriniformes, Nemacheilidae. The transcript is spliced from 9 exons. The coding region runs from base 165 to 1352 and encodes 395 amino acids. Gene Ontology annotation, biological process: mitotic metaphase chromosome alignment; mitotic cell cycle phase transition; regulation of cyclin-dependent protein serine/threonine kinase activity. The record is from RefSeq and is a predicted model, not a curated record.